Messenger RNA from Bombina bombina (fire-bellied toad), 1444 nucleotides. RefSeq names its product keratin 18 (gene KRT18). The transcript has 7 exons. Gene Ontology annotation, molecular function: structural molecule activity. Gene Ontology annotation, cellular component: keratin filament. The record is from RefSeq and is a predicted model, not a curated record. Gene Ontology annotation, biological process: intermediate filament cytoskeleton organization. The coding region runs from base 64 to 1362 and encodes 432 amino acids. NCBI's taxonomy places the organism in Eukaryota, Metazoa, Chordata, Amphibia, Anura, Bombinatoridae.
CCUGCAGCCCCUUGCCAAAGGUCUGUGCUUUUUUACUUGCUAUCUCUGUCUUACAGAACAACCAUGAGCUAUUCCAGGUCUGUGUAUUCUUCAUCAGUGAUGGGAGGGGGUGCCUACCGACCCUUGAGCAGUGCAGCACGCCUGAGGCCAGGUAGUAGUGCUGCCAGUGUCCAUGCUGGUGCAGGAGGCUCAGGUGCCCGGAUCUCAGUAUCCAGGGUGUCUACUGUGGGUUCUGGGUUUGGUGGUGGCUUUAGCUAUGGUGGGGUACCAGCAAGUGUGGGAGCAAGUCUGGUGUCUGGGGUGCAGAAUGAGAAAGAGACCAUGCAGUCUCUCAAUGACCGCCUAGCAUCCUACCUGGAUAAGGUGCGCAACCUGGAGGCAGCGAAUCAGAAAAUUGAGUUACAGAUCCGUGAGCAUAUGGAAAAGAAGGGACCCACUAAAGACUGGUCUCCAUACUACAAAAUGUUGGAAGAUUUGCGCAAACAGGUUUUUGAUAGCACAGUAGACAACUCCCAGCUGGUUCUGCAAAUUGACAAUGCGCGCCUUGCAGCUGACGACUUCAGAGUAAAGUUUGAAUCAGAGCUGGCUAUUCGUCUGUCAGUGGAGUCUGAUAUUACCGGCCUUCGUAAAGUUAUUGAUGAUACCAACCUGUCUAGGCUGAACCUAGAGAAUGAGAUAGAGUCUCUCAAAGAAGAAUUGAUUUUCCUAAAGAAGAACCACCAAGAUGAAGUUAAUGAGCUGCAGGCACAGGUUGCUAAUUCUGCAGUAACAGUUGAACUAGAUGCCCCCAAUACACAAAACCUUGGCAAAAUCAUGACAGAUAUUCGGGCACAAUAUGAAAAUUUGGCACAAAAGAACCGUGAAGAAGUAGAAAAUUGGUAUCAAUCACAGGUGGAAGAGCAUACAAUUCAGAUUGAACAAGAUACACAAGAGUUACAGUCUUCAAGGACAUCUGUGACUGAAUUAAAACGCACAUUACAAUCCCUGGAAAUUGAAUUAGAUGCUCUGCGCAACCAGAAAGCCAACUUGGAAAGUAACUUGCAUGAAAAAGAAGCACAUUAUGGAUAUGAGCUGGAAUCUAGGGCGGCGCUUGCCUCAAGGCUGGAGGCUGAGCUAAUACAAGCGCGCAGUGAAUGUCAGCGACAGGCACAAGACUACCAGACACUACUCAACAUCAAGAUGAAGCUAGAGGAAGAAAUCCAAACAUACAGACGUCUCCUUGAUGGAGAUGACUUUGACCUUAAAGACGCCCUCACUGCCCAAACAACACAGACGGUGAAGAAAGUCAUCACAACCACACAAAGAAUUGUAGAUGGAAAAGUUGUGUCAGAAAGUAACGACACAAAAGUCCUUCAGUCCUAGCUAAGUCCUAAUGCUUGGAGACCCCUAUAUGUUUCAUGCUCAAUGCAUUUCAAUUAAUAAAGAAGCCAAGCUUAACUAUCAA